AUGGCGGAUGAGAUCAUGUGUAGAGCCUUCCCCACUAUGUUGAAGGGACCCGUAAGGAUUUGGUUCAGCGGGUUGACGCCCAACUCCAUUAGUACCUUCAAGGAGUUAAGUGCCCAGUUUGCCUCACACUUUAUUGGGGGACAUAGGUAUAAGAAGUCCACUGCAUGCCUGAUGAACAUUAAGCAACGGGAGGAUGAGACGCUGAGGUCUUACAUAACCCGUUUCAAUAAAAAGGCCCUCUCAAUCGAUGAAGCUGACGACAAGAUACUCGUAGCUGCAUUCACAAAUGGGCUACAAAAGGGUAAGUUCCUUUUUUCUUUAUAUAAGAACGACCCAAAGACCAUGUCGGAUGUGCUUUACAGGACUACUAAGUACAUGAACGUGGAAAAUGCACUAUUGGCCCAAGAAAAGCAGCCCAAAAAGAUAGAAAGACAAGAGGACGUACAACAAGAUAGGGGGCGGAAGAUGGCUAGGAUUGGAGAACGGUGA
This is a messenger RNA of Quercus robur (English oak), 489 nucleotides long. RefSeq lists its product as uncharacterized. Lineage: Eukaryota; Viridiplantae; Streptophyta; Magnoliopsida; Fagales; Fagaceae. The record is from RefSeq and is a predicted model, not a curated record. Bases 1 to 489 code for a protein of 162 amino acids. The transcript has a single exon.